GUGAAAGGAAGAGAGGGAGGGACCCGUCUAGGUAAAGAGAGAGGAGGAGAAAGCUAACAGAAACCAAAGAUGACUGUGUGAAACGAAAUGGAUUCAACCAAGCCCAGCCUUUCCUCAAAAGCACCGCAUGUAAACAAUGGUGGAGGAAAUGAGUCACCAAUGGAAGAAGGAUCAGUGCCAUGGCGAGACAGUGUGGACGGGGAGAGGCGGAGAGACAGUGAAAGCAAAGAGACGGAUGUUGUUGAUGGUACAACAGCAGCUGCAGACAUAAAUCAUCACCACAAGGGGUCAGCAGACAAACAGAAGUUCAACACGGGCUAUCAGAGGCGGACCAAGCAGAAGGUGGUGACUGACUUUACAACGGUGAGUAAAGGAACAUCUGCAGGGGCCAAACCCAGAGCAGCACUGAGACAGGUCCUGUUCAACCAGGGAGUGUCUGACAAGAACCCAACGUCUGAGGAGCGAGGUCAGCUGGAUGUGUUAAAGCAGGAGCUGGAGGCCUAUGCCGUACCAGACAGUCUAAAGUGGAGAUGGAUGGAGGAAAGUCAAGGAACAACACUCGAGAAGAGCUGGACAGAAAUUGUGCACUGUCAUACAACCAUGUCUAAGGUGCAGAGACACCAGCAGGAGGCACUGUGGGAGUUUGUCUACACUGAACUCAUGUACAUCAACAAGCUAAUUAUCAUCAAAGACUUGGUUAUUGCAGCUCUUGUCAACCUACAACAGCGUGGAUUUCUCCUAGAGGUGUCCCCUGAGCUGCUUUUCUCCAACCUCCCAUCCAUCCUCAGUGCACACCAGCUGUUCUGGCAAGAAGUGAUUUAUCCCAUGUUACAAGAAGUCCGGAGGACAGGCAAGCCAUUUGACCCCAUGAGGUUAGAGGCUGGUUGCCUGCAGUUCCAUGAGCGUUUCUCUGCCUAUCAGUAUUACUGCUGGGAGGAAGAAAACAAUCUUGAGUUCACACGCAGGCAGAUGGAGAGCAACCCACAUUUCCUCACUUUCAUUCAGUGGGUGGAGACUCAUCCUCAGUGUGAGCGGAUGCGGCUUGGGGACAUGCAGGCCAAACCCCAUCAGAGGAUCACAAAGUAUCCGCUGCUGCUUAAAGCUGUGCUCAAAACCACCCAGGACCCUCAUGUGCAGCACAUACUCAGAGGCGUGUUGUCCAGUGUAAACAGUUUCUUGAAUAGUAUCAAUGACUAUUUGAAGCUAAAAGAUGAGGAACUUGCUCUCACCAUCUCUGCUCAGAGGGUGGAGGGAUAUGAAGUGGAGGGAAUAAAUGAAGAAAUUGACAAGUAUCUUCGCGAGAUCUGUCAGUUUGACCUAACACUGCCCAUCAGAGGAGUGGGCCCUGAUGUCGUACGUAAGCUGCUGUUGGAGGAGAACUUGAAGAUUCGGGACAGGAAAGACAGCAAGCUGGAGAUGGUGGCUCUACUUUUCUCAGAUGUGCUUUUAAUGACCAAAGUCCAGAAGAAAGGAGAGAGGCUGAAAGUGGUUCGACCUCCUCUGGCCUUAGACAAAACUUCUUGCAUAGCACUGAAAGAUGGCUGUUCAUUUGUUCUCGUGGAGGUAGGCGAACUUCAGAGUGCUAUGAAUGUCUACAUAUUUUCAGCCAGCACCUCAGAGAGCUGCUCCACGUGGGUCUCCACCAUCCACCAGGCAAAGGAAACACUGAUGGACUUGAGAAAGGCAGAGAGCAACAGACAACUGGAAAAUUGGAAAAUCCAGCUGGAGACUAAACCUAUUAAAGAAGCCAAAACAGAUAUGGAGACAGAAGAACAAACUCUCCCACAAUCAAGAGGGGAACAUUUUGUAGAUGAACUUAUUAUCCCCCAAACAAUAAAUGGGACUUUGGCAUAUAAAGAAGCAGAGGGACAGUAUCAACCUGCAGAUGAUGUGGCCUCUAACAACACUGAAUUACCUUUUUGGCAGUCUCAACCCAGCAACAGUCAUCGUAAAUCAGUGCGUAAGAGCUUUGCUGGUCAGCAACAAGCAGUCAAAGGAUAUGAAUGGAUAGAAAUGGGAGUGAGAGGAGAUCAAGACACCGACCACACAGAGGAAGAAGAGAAAGUAGUUGAGUCUCAGAUGAUGAGGGACCGGACGGUGACCUUUAACCACAGGGCACACUCUGCCCCUAAUCUGGACAUUUUCAUUUCUACUGCUUCUGCAGAUCCAUCAAGAUACAAUCCAACUGGGCCACACAUGCUUUUGCUAGGUGGAUUACCAGACGUUGACUACCCAACAGAUGAAGAUAGCACUUUACAACUCCCUUAUGAACCAACCAUAUCCAGGGAGGGGCCUGAGUUGCAAACGCUACCAGGAGAAAGAGGAACAUCAACAAGGAGAGACUCCCGAACUGUGAACCAGGACAUCGAGAGAAAUACCAGCAACAGUCAGUCUGGAGACAUGGAGACAUCCUUAGAGGCUUGGGGGUUCUCAAAAAAUUUGAGGUCACCCGGGUUACGGAGGAGGAGGCCAGUUAGCAUCCAUCAGGGCCCCUCAGUUCAGACAUCCAAACAGUUCUCCCAGGGCUCAGGAGAGACUUGGACUGCUUCAAAUAACUCUUCCUCCAACUCUAACUCAGACUACAGCCUAAACAGCAAGAGAAAUUCUGUUCCUUCUGGCCAAAGCUCAGAUUCACAUCGGGUGCUCAAGCUGGGCUCCCUGAAGCCGAACCAAGGCAUGUUUUGGCACAUACAAGAUAGAGUCUCUCCAGAUCCCCAGACACUGUCUGAGCCUGAAUUGCCUGAUGUGAACCUCAGUAAUAAAAUGCCCAAAAUGAAAACCCAAAGGAGUGCUUCCACUCCUAAUAUUAUCUUUAAUGGAGGGCAGGAACUUCGUCCGCACUCCAGUAGCCUGUACACUUUACCCCAAGAACAAGAUACACCUUUUCCCAACGGACAACCCUCACCUCUGGAGGGCCUUUUGGAAAGAGCCAAAGAGAGAGUAAGGGAGCGAGAUGGAUUAAAGAGAGAGCGAAACAUGAAAAUGACUAAUCUCCGGUCAAGAUAUCCAACACCUUCCCCCUCCUUUUCCACCACACCUUCACCACCGCCCAGUGAUGGAGAUAGAGACACAGAGUGGGAGGAGGAGGUGAGGCUGGUGAGACACAGAGCACUCACAGUGGGUAAAGGAUGGAAAGAGCAGCUUGUAGACGGAGAUGAAGACGAUAACAUUAACAGUGUUGUUUCUACAGAAGGUGUAAAUGUGGACUGGGCGGGCUGGUGUGUUGAUGAUGAUGAAGUCCUGGAUCAUUUAAACCCUGGAAAUGAAGGGCUUCUGGAGGGCAUCAGGCGAUCUUUGUCCUUUUGGGAUUUUCAUGGGUUUUCAGAGCAAGAGGACGGGGAGUGCAGUCAGGUGUAGCUCUGAAGCUGCACUAUACACUGAAGUGAGCCAAAACUAGACCUCUAGUUGACAAUCCGAGAUCACAGAUGGACGUCUACGAAUGUGUAUUUCAGAGGGACAGACUGACAAGGACAGGCCUUUUAUGAAAAUCAGAAAAAACAGACAUUACUGGAUGUGACAUAUCAGCAGACUUCUAGUUUGCCGUUAACACAGCUCAUCACUCUAAAUUCAUGAUCACUGAAAGAUUCUAUCAUUAAUGUAGAAUAAUGUAAUAUAUUUUUUAAAAUAAUGCAUAUAUAAAUUGUCAGUGUUGUAUUUCAUAUAAUGAUUUUUUUUUUAAAUAAAUGACUGCAUAUUUAAUUUAUAUCAGUAACAACUUUCCUCUCACUGGGGAGCUUCAGAAUGUAAAUACCGUAAUAAAUAAAGCCAGAUUUAUUUCUGUUAAAGCCA
This is a messenger RNA of Toxotes jaculatrix (banded archerfish), 3789 nucleotides long. It is a transcript of the gene plekhg6, whose product is annotated as pleckstrin homology domain containing, family G (with RhoGef domain) member 6. Gene Ontology annotation, cellular component: endocytic vesicle; plasma membrane; axon. Gene Ontology annotation, molecular function: guanyl-nucleotide exchange factor activity. The coding region runs from base 88 to 3357 and encodes 1089 amino acids. The record is from RefSeq and is a predicted model, not a curated record. Lineage: Eukaryota; Metazoa; Chordata; Actinopteri; Toxotidae. Gene Ontology annotation, biological process: Rho protein signal transduction; endothelial cell migration. The transcript has 15 exons.